Molecule: messenger RNA, 2750 nt
Organism: Sycon ciliatum
Lineage: Eukaryota; Metazoa; Porifera; Calcarea; Leucosolenida; Sycettidae
Exons: 14
Coding region: 353-2269 (638 amino acids)
Source: RefSeq, a predicted model, not a curated record
UUCAUGACAGGAUAGGCCAUAUACAUGGGACUCCCUGGAUCUGAUUCAAAACAGCAGACGAGGGAGUGAUUCGUGAUUAGAAACACAAGUCCCCGUGCCGUGUAACAGUUUGUUGUCCCAAUGUCAUCCAACUACCGGUAGAUACAGAACCACAAAUCCACAAUGUCGAUUUUCCACUGAGUGGUUUGGAGCUUGAGGCAGUUCAAGAGUUGGUUUUUUCCCUUCUCUUCUCCAACAUCUGAAUGUUGAAUUAUUUUGUAAACGACUAUUACUCUGAGCUGUCACAGUGUCGGCGAAACAACCGUAGUGCAGGCAGCUCCAGCAGUAGACUCCGCAAGUGCCGGUAAUAGCAAUGGCAUUUUGGAGUGGAAACUCUGCGGGCGUCGGCGAGCCGUCCCCUGUGAUAAAGCCCAAACCCACGCCACCUCCUCGUGACGGUGAUGAGUGGCUGAAACGCGAGGGUCUCUCCACCUUAUUUCCUGAAAUCCCUGACAGUUUUUUAGGUCGAUACAAGAUUGACUACCAUGCUGAGACUCUAGUUGGAACGGAAGAGGAGAUUGCAGAGAGUCUGAGAGAAAAGUCUGAGCUGGACUUCUCCGAUUUGGAAAGGUUGGCGGCGAACAUCGACGCGUUGAUUGAGCAGAUUAACCAGCUGCAUAUCAUGACCGGACCUAGCAGAGGUGUGCGCGGCGUGACGCGCCUUGCCACACGGGGAGGUGGCGGCGGCGGUGAGUCCCGCGACUCCAGCGUCGUCACGGCAACAGCGGCACAGAGCGCUGCUGCUGCUGGUGACGGUAUUCUUCAGCCAUCUGUUCCUGAGGAGGCUGUUGCACCGGGUGGUUUGGGGAGAAUGGACACAGCCAUGGCCACCACCGUCGCCAGUGGAGCCAUGCACGGCACCAGGGGAGGUGCUGGUGGAGGUGCUCGGCAGAGACCCGGCGCAGGGAGGCGAGGGAGACACGGUGAUCAACCACGCGGCAUCUCUUCGGUCAAGUAUCCGGGUUUUGACGUGGGCGAAGUAACUAGCUUGCCAGUGGUGGUUGAGCCAGCAGAACUGCUCAGCGAGCCCGUCAGCCAUCUUGAGGUGUCAGACGAUUUCAAGCGGAAAUGGCGGCAAGUGAUGACAAACGAAAUGUCCAUACUCCUCUUACAGGAUGUCUUCUGGUGGUUCUUUCUGGAGCACUUCAGUCCAGAUGCAGAGAAUCAGGACCUGCUCUUCUCACGCAUUGCCGACACGUUUGUAUGGAUGCUGGAUUCGCCCAGCAUGGAGGAAUACCGGGACGAUAUGUUUCAGUUAUACCCUCACUGCCUCUCUCAAUCUCUGCUGUAUUCGUUCUGUCGAAUGUUCCCGUCGUCCCGCGGCCUCUUUGAUGAUGACUUCAGGACGGAUGUGGCUAACACUAUCUGGCAGUGGAUAUCUGGUAUUGUGUGUCCGCCGCGCUUUCACUGGUCCCAGUGGCCGCUGAGUAAGCUGGGCGUGUGCCGUCCCGUUGCACACAUCCCCUCCGACACUAACAUUGUGUUGUAUCGCAAGGCCCUGCAGAAUCUCGACCUGCUGCCACCGCUCAAACCGCACGAUCAGACAACGACAACAACGACUGCAGCUGCAGUGGGGGUGGCACAGCAGCGUAUUACCAGCGCACUGCAACGUGCCACCGCAGGUCAGCCGAGAGCGACGUCCGGCAGGCGACAUCCCAGUGCCAGACCAGUGUCAUCACAGCGCAAGCGAGCGGCAGCCAACGGCAAGAAUGACCAACCUGCCAGACCAUCAUCAGCUCCACUGUCCAUUGCUGAUCAUGUAGCACAGCAGCUGCAUGCCAGUGACCUGGAGGCUGAGCGUAUUGAGGAGCAGAAUAAGCGAAACAAGAAAGUGAAGGCCAAGUCGCACACGAUAGGAUCAGACGCCGACUACCGGCGUGUGAUAUUUGACAUGAAGGGACGUAGCCCUCUGGUUGAACACUUUCUGGUAUGUCACCGCAACCUCUCCAAGCGCACCAACACUAUGAUCCGAGCCGAAAUGGAGCCAGACAGAUCUGACGAUUCAAAGCAAACAUUUGACGACGCUCUUCAGCAGACCCGAGCAUUUGGACAGCGUUUGGAAGACCGUUAUCGCAAGGCAGUCGAAGAGCAGACGGAGCGAGCUCUGGCUCUGCAAGCUGAGUUUGCUGUUGCCAAGCAACACAUACAAAGGGAUGCUGAUGAGAAGUGCAGGGACAUCAUGCGGCGUCGACGGGUGGCGACCGACGAACUUCUCGACAAGCCGGUCUAACUGGCAGCCCCAUCGUCACCGACCUACUAACGUGCCUUGUGUAUGUCAUAGUUGUGAAUGUCUAUCAGAAAUAAACCUAUGAAAAUUAUUAGCUCUGCCAUCAUGUCCACAUACAAAACGUCUAUCAGAAGAAGGCGAGGAAAUUUUCUUUAAAAAAAUCUUUUUUCUCAUUUUUUCACAAAACUGUAGAUACUUUGCUACCUCGUGUGGAACGUGAAUUUUAAAAGAUUUGUAGGAUGUUGAAUCUAUGUUUUUUUUACUUUGAUAUUUGUUGUGUUCUAUUUCAUUUUCUCUGUGCUGCGCUGAUGAGUCCACAAAGGACGAAACAGUUCUGUCCGCAGAUUGAGUUAUAUGUUAUUGUAAUAUUUUGAGAAUAGCUACAUAAAUACAUAAUUAUGCUGACCACUGUUGAGAAUAUCCAGUGCUGGCUUACGUGGCUUACGUGUUUGACAAUGCUACUGACAAGACUUGGAUAGAACCA